UAAUCUGCUGCAAAAGCAAGGUGGCGCCGGUAGAAGAGGCCAUUUUGAUUUACUGUCGAUUGACAGUAUAGUGGUGAAAGAAGAAUAAUUAAUUUUAUUCUUCUAAGAUUUGAGACAGACGGGAAAAUUAAGUUUUCAUGAAUGAAUAGGUCAUCGUAUAAUAUGGCCCGGUACGGCCAGCGUCCGGAAAAUGCCCUUAAGCGGGCAAAUGAGUUCAUGGAUUUGGACAAGCCUGCAAGGGCACUGGACACCUUGCAAGAGGUGUUCCGGAACAAGAAAUGGGCAUACAACUGGUCGGAGUCCGUCUUGGAGCCGAUUAUGUUUAAAUACCUUGAAUUGUGCGUGGAUUUGCGCAAGUCCCAUAUUGCGAAGGAAGGAUUGUUUCAAUAUAGGAACAUGUUUCAAUCUGUGAAUGUUGGAUCUUUGGAACAAGUAAUAAGAGGAUAUCUACGAAUGGCAGAAGAGCGUACAGAGGCGGCACGAGAACAAUCUACUCAAGCCGUUAUUGAGACAGAUGACCUUGACAAUCUCGCUACACCAGAAAGCAUUUUGCUCAGUGCAGUGUCAGGAGAAGAUGCACAAGAUCGAUCUGAUAGGACCAUACUUACACCAUGGGUUAAAUUCCUGUGGGAGUCCUACUGCCAGUGCCUGGAGCUGCUUCGUACGAACACUCAUGUAGAGACUUUGUACCAUGACAUUGCACGCAUGGCAUUCCAAUUUUGCCUAAAAUACUCUCGUAAGACAGAGUUUAGGAAGCUUUGUGAUAAGCUGCGGAAACAUCUGGAAGAUAUUUGGAAAUCUAAUGCUCAGCCAGGUAGUGUCAGUAUGACAAAACCAGAAACCCAGCAGCUGAACUUGGAAACCAGGCUGUUUCAACUGGAUAGCGCAAUCCAAAUGGAAUUAUGGCAGGAAGCCUACAAAGCCAUAGAGGACAUACACAACCUAAUGAACAUGUCCAAGAAGACUCCCGUAGCUAAAACAAUGGCUAAUUAUUACGGCAAGUUGGCACUUGUCUUUUGGAAGGCUGGUCACUGCCUCUUCCAUGCUGCUGCUUUGUUAAAACUCUUCCAGCUGUCUAGGGAGAUGAAGAAGAAUAUUACUCAAGAGGAAUUGCAAAAAAUGGCAUGCCGAGUCUUAGUGGCUGUACUCUCAGUGCCUCUACCAUCACUGCAUCCAGAAUUUGACCGUUUUGUCGAGACUGAUAAGAGUCCUGUUGAGAAAGCUCAGAGAUUGGCUGUGCUUCUUGGUCUUGCUCAACCACCUACUAGAGCUAACUUGUUGAAAGAUGUUGUACGUCUGAAUGUGGUGGCGCUGGCGUCACCUCAGCUGCAACAGCUUUACAACUGGCUUGAGGUUGAAUUUGAUCCAUUAACAAUCUGCCACAAUGUGCACACUGUCAUCAAGUCUCUACAGGAAGAUCCUAAUUCUUCCCUCGCUCAAUACACGACGGCGCUAACGGACGUAGCUCUCGUUCGCCUGAUCCGUCAAGUUGCGCAAUGUUAUGCUUGUAUUCAGUUCUCUCGUCUGCUGGAGCUGGCCGGCACUGAUGACUUGUUCCACAUCGAACGUCUCCUGGUCGACUGCGUGAGGCACAACGACAUGCAGAUACGAGUUGACCACGCCAACAAGAGUGUUCACUUCGGUGUUGAGGCCGGUGGUGGCGAGUGGUGCUCCGCGGCCGACGAGGCUUGCGGUGGCGCCAUACUCCAGGCGACUCCCGCCGAACAGGUGCGCGAGCAGCUGGUGCGCGCGGCGGAGGUGCUGUCGCGCGCGGCGCAGGAGCUGCUGCCGGCGCGGCGCCGCGCCGAGCGGGAGCGCGCGCGCCUCACCAUGGUGCAGCACUACCACGAGAACAAGCACGCCGAGCACCACCGCGUGCUGCAGCGACACAAAAUCAUCGAGGAGCGCAAGGAGUACAUCGAGCGUCUCAACACCGUGCGCGAGGAGGAGGAGCUCCGUCGUCAAGAGGAGCAACUACGGGCGGCAGCCGCGGCCGAGGCGCGCCGGUUGGAGCAGGAGCGUGAGGAGCGCGAGAAGAAGCGUCACGCUUCCGAGAUGGCCGCCAUGCGCGAGAGGAACUUGCGUGAGCGACUCGCGCACAUCUCACAGACCAUGCACGGGAAGAAGGUGCUGCAGAAGUUGGACGAAGAGGAUUUGAAAAAAAUGGAUGCAGAAGCAAUUGCCCAACGCGAAGCUGAAGAAUUGAUGAAGGAACGACGCGAAUUACAAGCUCGUCUCAAGUCUCAGGAGAAAAAGGUGGACUAUUUCGAGCGCGCUAAGCGGAUUGAAGAGAUUCCACUUCUCCAGAAGAGCUUGGAAGAGAAACAAGUUCAAGACAAGGCAUUCUGGGAGCAGCAGGAGAAAGAACGCAUCGAACAGCUCAUCGAGACGCGCGCGCGCGACGUGGCGACGGCCGGGCGGCUGGCGCGCAUGGCGGUGCACCGCGACCAGUUCAUGGCCCGCCUGCGCUCCGAGCGCGGCGCCAUGCACACGCAGCGCCUCGCCGCCUUCCAGGCCAAGCUCGCCGCCGAGCGGGAGGCGCGCCUCGCGCAGCGCCAGCAGCAGCGCGUCGAGACCAGGCGCCAGGAGUGGCUAGCAGAAAAGCGUCGCAUGGAAGAACGUGCGGCCGAGGAGGCUCGGCGCAUCGCGGAGGAGCAGGAGAAGAAGGAAAAAGAGGAGCGGGAGCGCAAACACCAGGAAGAGCUUGCCGCGCUUAAAGAGAGAAAGGAGAGGGAACACCAAGAAAUGCUCGCCCGCGUUGAAGCGAAAGCACGCGCAGCCGACGCGGAGAUCGCUCGUAAGUUGGACACACAGAAACCCGCCUCUACCGGCAGCUGGAGGCAGGGGAAGGAUGUCGACAGGAAGGAGCCCGAAAAGAAGGAGCCUUGGAGAUCAAGCCGCAUCCGCGAGCCGGUGCGCGACGAGCGGCCGCGGUCUCCGGGGCGCGCUCCGCCGCGGGAUGACAGACGAGAUGACAAACCUCGUGAUGAACGCGGUCCACGAGAAGAACGUAGCCUCAGAGAGGAAAGGCCCCUAGAAGACAGGUCCAGAGAGGAUAGACAAAGAGAUGACAGGCCGAGAGAUGACAGACCCAGGGAUGAAGGCGGAUGGAGAUCUGCUAACCGCGAGCCCGAUAGAGAUCGGGAGAAAGAGAGGCCGCGCUACGUGGGUCGCACCAGCGGGCCAGACACCGGCACCAGUUGGAGGCGAGGCCCGGCGGAACCGCCACCGGCGCCUACUGAGCGUUCGUCAGCAUGGCGUUCCAAGGACGGACCACCUCGCGACGAUCGGCGGGGCGAAGCACGUCGUGAUGACCGCCGCGACGAUCGAUUCCGCGAUCCACCUCGGGACCGUGAGCGCACCGACCGGGACGGAUUCCGGGACCGAGAUCGCUUCCCGCCAAGAAGGGAUGAUCGUGACGGCCCUCGUCGCGACGACCGUGAUGGCCCGAGGCGUGAUGAUCGCGAUGGUCCACGUCGUGACGAUCGUGAUGACCGCGAUGGCCCGAGGCGUGAUGAUCGCGAACGUCGCCCGCCGCCUCGUCGGGAAGACAAGCCUCGUGACCCAGAUGAGUGGCAGCAGGCUACGAAACGCUGAGAGAUCGACUACCAUACUUGUAAAGGGUUCAGCGGAUUUUCAACAUUUAACUAUUCCUCAUACCUUAAAAUUAGUUAGAAAUUUAAAUGUUUUAAACUACUUUCCUAUGUAGCUAUAGGCUUUUUAAGCUAUGUUUUCUUUAUACCAUUUGUAAAGCUAUACUGCAUUUUCUUAAUACUAACAUUCAAUAUAAUUAUUCAGUCUUAAAAGCGAUUAUUAUCAGUUUUGUCAUAAAUAUUACGAGACAAUAAAAACUUAAUAAAAAUAUGGCUCUUAUUUUUAUCUAGCUGUUCUAAAAACUAAAUUGAUAUAAUCAUCAUUGUUCUUACGUUGAAAAUUUUAACUUUAAGUAAAACGGAACACAAUUCUCGUAUAAAGUAUUUAUUAUUUUUGGAAUUAUUAUCCACGUCGCUUCCCGCUGGACCCUAUUCUUGUCAUUUGUACGCCAUUAUUAUUUAGUCAUGUGCAUUAUUCUACACUUCGAAGGUCUACAUGUAAUCUUACGAUACAAAAGUAUUUACAAUAUAAACGGUUCAUUUUAAAUGUAUUCUCUUUUAUUUCUCUUUGGUUGAGGACAAUUAAAUUUUAAAUCAC
Molecule: messenger RNA, 4191 nt
Organism: Vanessa tameamea
Lineage: Eukaryota; Metazoa; Arthropoda; Insecta; Lepidoptera; Nymphalidae
Gene: eIF3a
Product: eukaryotic translation initiation factor 3 subunit A
Exons: 23
Coding region: 142-3597 (1151 amino acids)
Biological process (GO): translation reinitiation; formation of cytoplasmic translation initiation complex
Cellular component (GO): eukaryotic translation initiation factor 3 complex, eIF3e; multi-eIF complex; eukaryotic translation initiation factor 3 complex, eIF3m
Molecular function (GO): mRNA binding; translation initiation factor activity
Source: RefSeq, a predicted model, not a curated record